AUGAAAUUCUCACUCUUUAUCUGUAUUAUACUCUCAUUGGCACUGGCUGCCAACGCCUUCAACAUCAACAGUGGCAAUAACUUUGUCGGUUAUUGGGGCCAGAAUAGUGCUGCUCCAGGCGGCAGACCAUAUCAAACUGAACUCGGCACUUACUGUACUGAUAACACCUACGAUGUACUCAUUGUCUCCUUCUUGAUUAACUUCUUCUCUGGCGAGAACAUCAUCGGCACCAACAUCCCCGCCCCAACUCUUAACUUUGCCAACAUGUGUGGCGGUACUUACCCAGGCUACAGCCAGCUGCUCCAGUGUCCAAACAUCGGCUCUGGUGCCGCUACCUGCCAGAGCAAGGGCAAGAUCGUCCUCCUCUCACUCGGAGGUGCCGUUGGCAACUACGGAUUCACCAGCUCGGCCCAGGCCACCCAGUUCGCAAAGACCAUCUGGAACAUGUUCCUCGGAGGCAGCGACUCAACCUACCCCCGUCCAUUCGGUUCCGUCCAGCUCGAUGGUAUCGACCUUGAUCUCGAGGGAGGACCCAAGGAAUACUACGACGUCUUUGUCAACACUCUCAAGAUCCAGUACUUUGCCGGCGCAUCAAAGAGGUACUACAUCCAUGCCGCCCCACAGUGUGUCUACCCAGACGCAAUGGUCGGACCAUGGACCGGAUCUGCCCUGAGCACUGGUAAGCUUGACUUUAUCAGCAUUCAGUUCUACAACAACUGGUGUGGCCUUGCUUCAGGCUCGCAGUUCAACUACAACACCUGGUCGCAGUGGAUUAGCGCCAACUCACCAGGCACCAAGAUCAUGACUGCCAGACCAACAACUGCCUCCUCUACCACCACCCCCGCCACUACCUCGUCUACAUCCACCACUAGACCAUCAACUACUACCACUACUACCACCAGAACAUCAACUACUACUACCACUACCACUGCCCCAGCAACUACCUCCUCGACCACCUCAACAACUGUCAAGCCAACAACAACUACCACAACUACCGCCCCAGCCACAACCUCAUCGACAACCUCCUCCACAACUGUCAAGCCAACUACCACAACUACCACAACCACACCAGCCACUACCUCGUCGACAACAGUCAAGCCAACUACUACCACAACUACCGGACCAUCAACGACCACCUCGGCCACCACUUCAUCCUCGACCACCUCACCCAACACAUUGGUCUUUACCCAAUCAGUGACCUCUCAAUGGGGCAGCAAUCCACCAACCAGCCAGAUAUCCGGCCAGGUUAAGAACAAUGGAGCCACCACUAUCUCCAACCCCAAGUUCAGUUCGCCACAGAAUGCCAUCAUCAACGGCAUGUGGGGUCUAUCCCAGGAUGCCAACGGAUAUUGGGUACUUCCAUCAUGGGCCAACACUUUGGCACCAGGUCAAGGAGUUGAGUUUGGUUAUGCCAUCAACUCUGCCACUCCAGCAACAUUCAACAGAGUCGCCUAA
Acytostelium subglobosum LB1 is the source of this 1455-nucleotide messenger RNA. RefSeq lists its product as hypothetical. Gene Ontology annotation, biological process: carbohydrate metabolic process. The record is from RefSeq and is a predicted model, not a curated record. Gene Ontology annotation, molecular function: chitinase activity; carbohydrate binding. The transcript has 3 exons. Lineage: Eukaryota; Evosea; Eumycetozoa; Acytosteliales; Acytosteliaceae. The coding region runs from base 1 to 1455 and encodes 484 amino acids. Gene Ontology annotation, cellular component: extracellular region.